This is a messenger RNA of Dermacentor albipictus, 1083 nucleotides long. RefSeq names its product putative nuclease HARBI1. The record is from RefSeq and is a predicted model, not a curated record. NCBI's taxonomy places the organism in Eukaryota, Metazoa, Arthropoda, Arachnida, Ixodida, Ixodidae.
AUGGUGGAUUUCUACCACAUUGCCAAGUUUCCCGAGGUGACGGGGUGCAUAGACUGCACCCACAUCUGCAUCAAGGCACCGGGUGGGCCGAAUGGUGAAGUUUACCGUAAUCGGAAGGGUUACUUCUCCAUAAAUGUACAGGUCAUUGCAGGGCCGCAGCUGCAAUUUUACGACGUCGUGGCUAGCUGUCCCGGAUCCGUGCAUGACAGUCGAAUCUUCGACAACAGUCGUGCACGUGUUCUCUACGAGACAAAACGAAUGCCUCGUCUUCUACUUGGCGAUGCUGGCUAUGCAUGCAUGCCCUUCCUAAUGACCCCACUAGCUUCCUCCGGACGUCCGAACAGCCCCGAGAGCAAGUAUCCAGCGGCUCACAUCCGCACCCGCAACACUGUAGAGAGAGCUUUCGGUGUGUGGAAGCGUCGCUUCCCAUGUUUGGACAUGGGGCUUCAGCACUUGACGGAGCGUUCUGCGGCCAUUACGACAGCCUGUGCUGCCCUGCAUAACCUGGCAGUCCUGAGGCAGGACCCGGAACCUCCUCCACCGCCGCCGCCGCCAGCGCGCCCACCCGUCGCCCAGCGCACCUAUACGAGGAAGACGGACAUUUGGCGAGCCCCCGACCACCGCCCGCUCUGCUAUCACUGCGGAGAAGCCGGCCAUGUGUACCGCCGAUGCCCAUACCGCGACAUGGGACUGAGAGGGUUCGCCGUCAACGCGCCGCGUCCACAGCUUGGGGAGCGCCCACGUGACAUUGCCGAUUACCUAGCCGCCACUCAGUGGAACUCUCGACGACCGUCCCGUUCGCCGUCACCAGGCCGCUACCUGUCGCCGCAGCGCCGUCCAUACACCGGCCCAGCCCGGGGCCGCUCUGCGAAGAUCCUCCAGGAGCCUCCGGCGUCACCGUCUCUGCCCCACCGGCCGUUCCUUCAUGGACCGUCACCACGCGGCAGCGCGAUCCCUCCAUGUUCGCUGGCAUUCGUAGUGACGACGUCGUUGACUGGCUGGACAAUUAUGACCGCUAAGCCUCAGCCUUCGCUUCCUGGACUGCGCGACAUCAUCAAAGAGGAGCUGUCCUCCAUCACCUGA